Molecule: messenger RNA, 1302 nt
Organism: Zingiber officinale
Lineage: Eukaryota; Viridiplantae; Streptophyta; Magnoliopsida; Zingiberales; Zingiberaceae
Product: zinc finger MYM-type protein 5-like
Exons: 2
Coding region: 1-1302 (433 amino acids)
Source: RefSeq, a predicted model, not a curated record
AUGAUAAGCGGAAAAAAAAGAAAAAGAGUUGAAGAAUUUAUUGACUCUCAAAGAGGGGCAAUUGACAGAUUUAUUGUCAAAGAAUCGAAAAAUUCAUCACUUGAAGAUUUGGUUAAUGAAGAAAAACAAGAAAACAAUGGUAAUGAAUUACAUGAAGGCUUAGCCAUUGAAAAUGAUAUAGAGAGAGAUGUGAAUGAGAUUGAAGACAAUGAAAGUGGUGAUGACUUAGACUUUAAAAAUAAUUAUUCUGAAAGUGAUGAUGAUGCUAUUAAUGAAGUGAAUGAAGAAUCAAGUUCAUCAAUUCCACUUGACAUUUUUUAUCCUAAAAAUUGGGAGAAUUUAGAUCCCAAGUGGAAGGAUCAAUUAGUGGAAAAGGGCCCUAUAAGAGAUAUAUUAACAGGGAAAGGUCCAAAAGAUAGAUCAAAUAGACGAUUCUCUUCAGAUUUUUAUACUCGGAUUUUGCCAAAUGGUCAAAAGCGCCAUAGAGAUUGGUUGAUCUACUCACAAGCACUUGAUAAAGCAUUUUGUUUUUGUUUCAAGUUGUUCAAAAGGGGGCCUCAACCAAGUCAACUAGAAAAUGAGGAAUACUGUGAUUGGGGGCAUCUGAGUAGUAGACUUAAAGAACAUGAAACAAGUAUUGAGCAUAUCAACUAUUAUGUUAGUUGGUCGGAGUUGCGUAUCAGGUUAAUGAAGGCAUUUCGUGGUAGUAAUGAGAAACUUUAUGAUGAUAACAAUGGAAAUUUUAUGGCUGCUAUUGAGAUGAUUGCUGAGUGGGACUCAGUGAUGAGGGAACAUAUUGAAAGAAAUGCACAUCAUCAUUAUCUUAGCCACAAAAUUCAGAAUGAAUUGAUAUGCUUGUUAGCUUCUCAAAUAAAGAGUUCUAUUCUUGAAAUCAUUAAAAAAGCUAAGUUCUUUUCUGUAAUACAUGAUUGCACUCCUGAUGUUAGUAACCAAGAGCAAAUGACUUUAGUUAUAAGAUGUGUUGAUGUUUCUACAAACUCAAUGAAAGUAGAAGAAUACUUUUUGGGAUUUUUAAAAGUGGAUGAUACAACAGGACAAGGCUUGUUUGAAGAAUUGGAAAAUGUGUUGAAGAGUUUUGAUCUUGACAUUGAUAAUGUGAGAGGGCAAGGAUAUGAUAAUGGGGCAAAUAUGAAAGGGAGGCACCAAGGUGUACAAAAAAAAUUGUUGGAUAUAAAUCCUAGAGCAUUGUAUACUCCAUGUGGUUGUCAUUGUUUGAAUUUAACACUUUGUGAUAUUGCAAAUUCCUGUGGCAAAGUGAAAGACUUUUUUGGAGUAGUAUAA